AUUAUGUUACAUUCUUUUACAAACCAGCUUUGAAGGACAACUAAUAAUAAGAACCUGCAAAAACUAAAACAAGAGGCACUGUGAGCAGUCCUGGCUUUGGCGUUGCUGUGUGAUAAACCGUUCCGGUCUGUGAUGGCAGCUGCUGUGGUUACCCUCCUUUUCCUCUCAGGCCUCUUCUCCUCUUGUCUCUGCGAGCCAUUGUCCAUUGUCCCUCAGUACCACCUUGUGACUAAGAAACUCAACUGGAAGGAAGCACAGAAUUACUGCAGGACACACCACAGCGACCUGAUCUCCAUCAGAAGCCAAGGGGACCAGACCAACUUUCACAACUAUAUAAACCCAAGAUAUCCAACGGCCUAUGUCUGGAUAGGGCUGUAUAAUGACAUAAACAGCUGGAGGUGGUCUCUUGAUAGCAGUGGUUUAGAGCAGAUAGGUUUUAGCAACUGGAGCAGUGGAGAGCCUGACAACUUUAAAGGCCAUGAGAGUUGUGCUGACUUCCACAACGGCACCUGGUCUGACUCACCCUGCACCCUCAAACAUCCUUUUAUCUGUUAUGAUGAAAAAGAAACAGCCGCAAAUCAAUACAUCCUCAUCUCCCUGCUGAAGCCCUGGAGCGCUGCACAGGAGUACUGCCGUGAGCAUCACACGGACCUGGCCAGCUCCAGGAGUCAGGAGGAGAACCAGCAGGUGGCGCAAGCAUCUGAUCACAAAAGAGUGUGGAUCGGUCUGUUCAGGGACACCUGGAAGUGGUCUGACCAGAGCAAGACCCGUUUCACGUCCUGGACCAGCAGUGAACCCAACAAUGGCCAACUCCAUGACAACUGUGCUAAGUACUAUACUUAUAGAUCUUAUAACCAAUGGUACGACGCACUGUGCACGGAGAAACUCGGCUUUGUCUGUGAGAGUGCCACACCACACAGACAGGUGGUGAAGGUAACCAUCAGUACGGACUCCCCUCUCAAUAUGAAUGACCCUGCUGUCCAGGCUGCCAUGGCAGAGCAGAUUCAUCAAAAGCUCCUGGCGGAGGGUCAACCAGUCACUCGUGUCACCUGGAGACAGCAGGCAGAUGGGAAUGUCCUUACCGAGAAGAAAGACAAGAAGGCAAACAAGAAACGAGCUAAGAGAGACGAACUUUGAGAGCUUGCAAUUGUUAAAGGUCCUAUAGACAGACAGUAGUUGAUCUGUUUAAACUUUUGAUGUGUUUAUUUGGGUCUAUUAUUACGCUUAUUUAACUAUUUUAUCUAUUUAAAACAAUUUAAACGUGCAUUUAUCAAAUAUAUAGCCAUAGGUGCGCCGAGGCAAACCUGCUAGCAAAUAUGAAUUUGCUGUGCAGGUUGGGCUGAAAAGGAGCCCAUUGAUUUUUCUAAAUCACCAAAAAAAAAAAGUAUAGGCUAUAUUUCUUUUGGAAUUGAGUAAACAACUGCAUUCUCAAAACCUUCAUUUGGCCUACAAGAAAGAUUGUUUGUUGAACCUCUGAAAUGAUUUUGUAUGCACACAUUUAAUUUUAAUUUCACUGGUUACACCUGACCUGUGGAGUAGUAGCCUAAAACGGCAAGUUCGGAAAACUGUAUGUUUACCAACCCAGCAAGAAUUCAAAUUUGCUAGCAGGUUCGUAUGGGUUUACCCAGACUAGUCAGACGUAUAGGAAACGUCAUGUUUCAUAGCAGGUGUUCUAUCCAUGAAAAUGUCUUUUUCUUUAAUUAAAUAUAUUUAUCUGGUGUGAAUCAAGUGUGAGACUUACGUUUUCAAUCUUUUUUCUCUUUUGUGUGAGCAGAUCUCUCUUUCUCGUUCUAUCACUCACAUAGAGAGAGAGAGAGAGAGAGAGAGACAGAGACAGACACAGACACACACACACAGAGAAAGAGAGUAUAUUUUCAGCACUUGUAUGCAUCUCCCUUUCUACCUGUCAGUCACCGGUGAAGACAUAUACAGUGCAUUUGGUUUAUGUCUUUAUGUUUUAUUGUCAUCAGAAAGGUUGUCACUGUCAACUUGUUUUCAUCUUUGGUUCUGAAUUACAGCACUGGUAAUGUGUGGCUGUACUGUAGUAAAUUACAUCAUUAAAGCUUGCUGCAUAUUUAUGGAACUUGAUUAUUAAUGGUCUCACCACUAAAUUUGACAAGGUAUUGAUAUGAUUGAUCAAUCAUAUCGAAUAAUUCCGUAUAUAAAUAUUUCUUAUGAGUGAUAUUUGUUCAUUUUCAUUAGGAUACUGAUAAUUGAAAUUGCAUUGACAUUAUUGAUUAUUAUUACUACUGGUAUUUUCCUUAACGUCACCUAGCCGACAUCUUAAAACUGUUCACUGUAAUUUACAAAUUAUUGUAUUGUUUGCGCAGCUUUGGACAGAAGGGUCUGCUAAAUCAU
Molecule: messenger RNA, 2358 nt
Organism: Sardina pilchardus (European sardine)
Lineage: Eukaryota; Metazoa; Chordata; Actinopteri; Clupeiformes; Clupeidae
Product: macrophage mannose receptor 1-like
Exons: 6
Coding region: 133-1137 (334 amino acids)
Source: RefSeq, a predicted model, not a curated record